AUGGCAGAGGCAAGUGGGUUGAAUAGAAGAUUUGAGGACAUAGAGAUGUUGGAAGUCCCUGAUGAUGAUGAUGAACAAGAGGGAAAUUAUUCAACAUCAUCAGAAACAGAGGGUAUAUUAAGUGAUUCAUCAGACUCAACUAAAGAUGAAAUAGAUGCAAGCGCAAGUCAAUCACAAGAUCAAAAAGAUGCAAAUAUGUCUUCUAAUUCCAACAUUACAAUAUCUGCAUUCUUCACCGGUAAGAAUGAUUAUCCAGAUUUAUCACAAUGGUUGAAUUCCAAACAACUUUUGCAUUAUCAAUACGAUCAAAAAAGGUACUUAUCAAGUGUGAAUAAGGAAUCAGAAAUAGAUCAAAAUUAUAUCUCAUACCUCAACAACAAUUAUAAAGUGGUGGAACAACUAAUAACCAACAUUCAAUCAAUUGAAGAUGAAGAUCAAUUUACCCAACCAAUAGGUCUCAUAACUAAUUCGAAUACAACUGCAGAAAAGACCAAAAUCAAUUGCAUAAACCAGUCAUUCCAUUCAAUACUAGAAAAUCUAAGAAACCUUAAUCGGCAAGAUAAGUCAAUAGUUUCAGAUGACAAAAAUCAAUUUUUAUUAAUGAUACUUUCAUGUUUACAAUCUUCAGAAUUUUAUACAGAUAUGAAAGGAAUACCAGAAUUAAUUAUUGAAUGGGUGAAUAUGUUUGAUCCUGAACCUUCAGUGGAGUUAAUUGACGAAAUCAUGAUAAACCAUCCCCUGAGUUAUACACAUCCUUCAUUCUGGAAUACAUUAGUUUCUAAAAUGGUAUGCAGAGGGUUAUUUCAACAAGUUGAUGAAACCUUAGAGCAUUCAAAUUAUUAUGAAUUAGAAGAGAAAAAUAUUACUUUAUUUGAAGUUAUAAAUGAUUUAAGACAAUUAUUAGCUGAUUAUUCUACAUUUGCAUUAAAAGGUCAAUUCCCUCAAUGGAAAUUAUCAGCUUGUGAAUUUAGAGAUUCAAUUGCAUUUUCGAAACAACAGAUUGGUGAUGAUGAAGAUUCCAGUAAUUAUCAAAUUAUGUUGAGUCAAAUAUAUGAUAUUGCUUGUAUAAUGACUGGCUUCUCAAAAACUAUAACGAAUUAUUGUGAUAGUUGGUAUGAAGUAUAUUUAGCAUUUUCAUUGUAUCAAAUACGAGACAAUAAAGAAAUUUAUCAGGACUUUUUCCAAAAAGCUAUCACUGAAAAACCUCCAACACCUCAAAUACUAACUGAAGGUCAAGAUAAAAAUUAUGAUGAUUUAACAGAGUCAUGCUUUAUCAAUAUUUUGGAGAAAAAAUACGUAAAGGUAUUGGAAACUUUAUUUACAUUUGAUCCUGCCACAACUGCAUAUAUCUCACUACUAUUAGAAUUUAAAGGAGUAUUAAACAAUUAUUAUUUUGAUCAUAUAAAUGUGAGUGAUAAUAUAACUGACUUAUUCAAUAAGAAAACAAUAUCAGAAUAUUUUUUACUACGUCAUGCGUAUGAUUGUUUAAAUAUACAAAGUUUAGUUCCAAUUGGAAUAGGUCUUUUAUCAAACGAAAUAUUAAACACAUCAACCAAAAAAAUGGAAAGAAACAAAUCAACCAUAGCUCAAUUUUUACCACAUUAUAAACUUCAAUCGAAUGAUGAUUUAGAAUGGGCAUUAACUAUAUGUGCAGAUUUGGCUUUAGUAUCAACAGCAAGAAAUAUAUAUUAUCAAGCUGGUAUUCAAGCAUUAGAAGACGGCUAUUUAUAUGAUGCAUUAAAUGAUUUUGUAAAUUGUUAUGAUCCAGAAAAGGUCUCCGGGAAUUAUCAUAAAGAAGGUAUUCAAAAAAUACAUUAUAUAAUAUGGGAUAUAAUUUUCACUGAUUGUUUGGUUAACAAUAAACCAAUUCAAGAUGAAUUGAUAAACGACAUAGUUGAUCAAAAAAUGGAAGUUAAUAUUCAUCCUAUUAUUCAACAAUGCAUAUCACCAUACGCUGUUCUAAAAGAAUUUUACAAUUCAUUAGCAAAUAAUGAAUCAACGAAUGAAAUGUUAAACUUUUCAAGAGUUAUUCAUUUAUUGAAAUUUGAAUAUUUACCAAAGAAAUUUAAACCACUAUUAUUGAGUCAACUUUUAUUAUUUUUGAAUGAUGUUUCUCCAUUAAAAUUACCUGAUUUGAUUACUAUUAUUGAGAUGAUAGAUAAUUAUGAGAAUGAAAGCACUCAAGAAGAGAAAGAUGAAGGUGAACAAAUUUAUGCAUAUUCAACAACUAACAUAGAUGAGAGUAACCUUGAUGCAUAUGAUUGGCGUAAAGUAGUAGAGGAGUUACCAAAAGAUGUUGAGUCAUUGUUAAAGUUUUUGAGAAAUAAAGUCACUGUCAAAAUAAGUAAGGCAUUUAUAGAGAAAUGA
Messenger RNA from Lodderomyces jiufengensis, 2367 nucleotides. RefSeq names its product Nup85p (gene NUP85). Lineage: Eukaryota; Fungi; Ascomycota; Pichiomycetes; Serinales; Debaryomycetaceae. Gene Ontology annotation, biological process: protein import into nucleus; mRNA export from nucleus; positive regulation of DNA-templated transcription. The coding region runs from base 1 to 2367 and encodes 788 amino acids. Gene Ontology annotation, molecular function: structural constituent of nuclear pore. The transcript has a single exon. The record is from RefSeq and is a predicted model, not a curated record. Gene Ontology annotation, cellular component: nuclear pore outer ring.